Messenger RNA from Micromonas commoda, 2431 nucleotides. RefSeq names its product translation initiation factor fusion with methylthioribose kinase. Gene Ontology annotation, molecular function: S-methyl-5-thioribose kinase activity. The record is from RefSeq and is a predicted model, not a curated record. The coding region runs from base 1 to 2400 and encodes 799 amino acids. Lineage: Eukaryota; Viridiplantae; Chlorophyta; Mamiellophyceae; Mamiellales; Mamiellaceae. The transcript has a single exon.
AUGGCCGCCCCGACGCUCGAGGCUAUCCGCUACUCCCGCGGCAAGCUGCAGCUGCUCGAUCAGCUGAAGCUGCCCACCGAGACGGUCUUCAUGGACGUUCCCGACUGCGACGUGUGCUGGACCGCCAUCAAGGACAUGAACGUCCGCGGCGCACCCGCGAUCGCGAUCGCCGCAGCCCUCGCGCUGGCGGUGGAGCUCGACGGCGCCAAGGCGACGCUCGCGACCGCGGGCGACGUGUGCGCGUUCGUCGCGACGAAGAUGGACCACCUCAACACCAGCAGACCCACCGCGGUCAACCUCGGAGAGGCGGUCGAGCGCAUCAAGAAGCUCGCGGCGUCCCUCGACGGAUCCGGCGCGGACGCCGUCGAGGCGGUCAUCGCCGAGUGCGAGGGGAUGCUCGCCGCCGACAUCGCCAACAACCGCGCCAUCGGCUCGUUCGGCGCCGACGCGCUGUGCGCGGCGGUGGGAAAACCCGCGGGCGCCCCCAUCAGGGUCCUCACCCACUGCAACACCGGAUCCCUCGCAACCGCGGGAUUUGGCACCGCGCUCGGCGUCGUCCGCGCUCUGCGGGAGACCGACCGCCUGGAGCACAUCUACUGCAACGAGACCAGGCCCUACAACCAGGGCGCGAGGCUCACCGCGUACGAGAUCGCCUUCGAGAAGAUGCCCGGCACCCUCAUCUGCGACUCCGCCGCGGCGGCGCUCAUGGCCAAGGGGAAGGUUGACGCCGUCGUCGUCGGCGCCGAUCGCGUCGCGGAUAACGGCGACACCGCGAACAAGAUCGGCACCUACAACCUGGCCGUCUCCGCCGCGUACCACGACGUGCCGUUCUUCGUGGCGGCGCCCAUCAGCACCCUGGACCCGUCCACGGCGAAGGGUGCGGAUAUCGUCAUCGAGGAUAGACCCGCGACGGAAAUCACCCACAGCCUCGGGAAGCGGGUCGCCGCCGAGGGCAUCGACGUCUGGAACCCGUCGUUCGACGUCACCCCCGCCGCGCUCAUCGCCGGGAUCAUCACCGAGAAGGGGGUGGUGCGCAAGACGGCGUCGGGGGAUUUCGCGGUGGGCAAGUUUGUCGCCGAGGUCACCGGGUCCGACGCGCCAGCGCCAAAACUUUCGGGACCGCCCGGCUUUGUCGCGCUCGACUGCGACACCGUGCUGGACUACUGCGCCGCCAAGCCCGAGGUGGCCGCGGCGCUCGGUGGCGCGGAGGGCCGCGGCGCGUGGUCGGCGAAGGAGGUGGGCGACGGUAACAUCAACUUUGUUUACAUCGUCAGCAACGGCGCGGGCGGCGCGAUCAUCGUCAAGCAGGGUCUCCCCUUUGUCCGCGUCGUCGGGGAGUCCUGGCCGCUCACGCAGGAGCGGGUGCGGUACGAGGCAGAGGCGCUGAUGAUCGCGCACGGGUACUGCCCUCAGCACGUUCCCGAGGUGCACCUGUACGACGCACCGAUGUCCGUCAUCGUCAUGCGCUACCUCGAGCCCCCGCACAUAAUCCUCCGCGGCGGGAUCAUCGCGGGCACCGUGUAUCCCAAGCUCGCCGCGCACGUCGGCGAGUACCUCGCCACCACCCUGUUCGGAUCCUCCGCUCUCGCAAUCGGGUGCGAGGCGCUGCGCAAGGCGAGGCAGGCGUUCGGACAGAACGAGGACAUGUGCGCGCUCACCGAGCAGGUCAUCUUCACCGAGCCGUACGCCAAGGCAGAUAACAACCACUGGACCUCGCCGCAGCUGGACGACGCCGCCGCCGCGCUGAGGACGGACUCCGAGCUCAAGUCCGCGAUCUGCUCGCUCAAGCGAAGGUUCGCGUGCGACGGCGCGGCGCUGCUCCACGGCGACCUGCACACCGGCUCCAUCAUGUGCACCGAGUCGACGACGUUUGUCAUCGAUCACGAGUUUGCCUUUUACGGACCGCUCGGGUUCGACAUCGGCGCCUUCCUCGCGAACCUGUUCCUCGCGUACUUCGCCCAGGACGGCUACGAGGGCGACAGGUCGUCGCAGCGGGAGUGGCUCCUGGCGUGCGUCAAGGAAACCUGGGCCACGUUUGAGCGCAGGUUUGUACAGCUGUGGGACGAGCGGGGCGUGUCGGCGGGCAACGCGGGUCUCACCCCGGCGGCGCUUUACGACGCGGGUGCCGGCGCCGAGGGCGACGCGGCGGCGGCGCUGAGGGCGCACCAGGCGGCGUACAUGCGGGAGGUGCUGACGGACUCGUUCGGAUACGCGGGGGCUAAGAUGACGAGGCGCGUCGUGGGCAUCGCGCACGUGGCGGAUCUCGAGAGCAUCAAGGAUCAGGACGCGAGGGCGCGGUGCGAGAGGCGGGCGCUGGCGUGCGGCAGGAGGUUCAUGCUGGAGGCGAAGGAGCUCAGCAUCGAGGACGCGGUGGCUAUGGCGGAGGAGCUCAGGGCGUGAUAGGUUUUAAUGACAUGAGAUCAAGGACACG